Messenger RNA from Cylicocyclus nassatus, 415 nucleotides. The record is from the annotation of a GenBank genome assembly. Lineage: Eukaryota; Metazoa; Nematoda; Chromadorea; Rhabditida; Strongylidae.
CAGAUUCAAUAAAACAAUAAUGAUCGCAUUAGAACUGUUCUUCAUUCUACUUCUAACAGAUGUCUGUGAUGCUGCAAAGCGUGGCAGAGGGUGCGGUUGCAAGCAUGUGUUAGGACACACAAUUCAACACAGAAUUUGUAAAGAGAAGUGUCGACUGAGAAGACAUUACUUGUUCGAUUGGCCUAAGAAUUCUCCGAUAAACUCGACAAAAGAUCCUAAGUGUGAGAAAUGUGAAAACCAACCGGGAGAACGGCGGCGUAUUUGCGAGGUUAAUUUUUGUGGAUCGAGAAACUAACUCCUUAUGGAUACAUAGAUAGCAAAAUGCAGAAAUUUGGAUAUAAGGAUAUGCGAGUACCCGCCUACCUCUACUUAAAAAAAUUUGAUCGCUUUUUGUAGCAAUAAAGUCAUUGGUCCC